This is a messenger RNA of Boleophthalmus pectinirostris (great blue-spotted mudskipper), 4326 nucleotides long. RefSeq names its product aminopeptidase puromycin sensitive (gene npepps). The record is from RefSeq and is a predicted model, not a curated record. NCBI's taxonomy places the organism in Eukaryota, Metazoa, Chordata, Actinopteri, Gobiiformes, Gobiidae. The coding region runs from base 194 to 2854 and encodes 886 amino acids. Gene Ontology annotation, biological process: proteolysis; peptide catabolic process. The transcript is spliced from 23 exons. Gene Ontology annotation, cellular component: cytoplasm. Gene Ontology annotation, molecular function: zinc ion binding; peptide binding; metalloaminopeptidase activity.
CCGUGCGUGCCGCCGUAGCUCGAGUGUUUGGCUCAGAGGCCGCAGGUUUCCGCUGUCAUCCUACACACAGUCACUACCUGCUGUCCAUCCUCACCGCAGAAUCCCGUUUGGCUGAAUAAACGCUUAAACUACUACUACCACCCCACACCGUACCGUGCUUAUUGGCAACAACCGACGCCAAAACACAGAAAUCAUGCCCGAAAGAAGGCCCUUCGUGCGGUUACCCACUGACGUUACCCCCGUCAACUAUGGCUUGUGUUUGAAGCCUGAUCUCAUUGACUUCACGUUUGAGGGGAAACUGGAGGCGCUGGUGGAGGUGACACAAUCGACCAAUCAGAUUGUGAUGAACUGCGCCGACAUUGACAUCAUCACAGCCUCAUUCUGUCCACAGGGAGCAGAAGAAAUUAACGCCACAGGUUUUAACUAUCAAAAUGAAGAUGAGAAAGUCACGCUGUCAUUUCCCAGUGCGCUACAGAAAGGGUCCGGUAUGUUGAAGAUAGACUUUGUGGGAGAACUCAAUGACAAAAUGAAAGGAUUCUACAGAAGUAAAUACACAACAGCAGCUGGAGAGGUCCGCUAUGCUGCUGUCACACAGUUUGAGGCCACAGAUGCACGCAGAGCUUUCCCGUGUUGGGACGAACCUGCCAUCAAAGCCACCUUCGACAUCAGCCUGAUCGUCCCCAAGGAUCGUGUCGCCUUGUCAAAUAUGAAUGUGAUCGAUCGAAAGCCAUAUCCAGAAGACGAGAACCUGGUGGAGGUGAAGUUUGCCACAACCCCUAUCAUGUCCACUUAUCUGGUCGCAUUCGUCAUCGGAGAGUACGACUUUGUGGAGAGCCAGUCCUCUGAUGGAAUCACAGUCCGGGUCUACACUCCUGUGGGGAAGGCCGAGCAGGGCAAGUUUGCACUGGAGGUUGCUACGAAGACACUACCUUUCUACAAAGACUAUUUCAAUGUUCCUUAUCCAUUGCCUAAGAUUGAUCUCAUAGCUAUUGCUGAUUUUGCUGCUGGUGCCAUGGAAAACUGGGGCCUUGUAACAUACAGAGAAACGGCGCUACUAAUCGACCCUAAAAACUCCUGUUCCUCGUCCCGCCAGUGGGUGGCACUGGUAGUGGGGCAUGAACUGGCUCAUCAGUGGUUUGGAAACCUAGUCACAAUGGAAUGGUGGACCCAUCUGUGGCUCAAUGAGGGUUUUGCGUCAUGGAUUGAGUACCUGUGUGUGGACCACUGCUUCCCUGAGUAUGACAUCUGGACUCAGUUUGUGUCGGCCGACUACACCAGAGCUCUCGACCUGGAUGCCCUGGACAGCAGCCACCCCAUAGAGGUGAACGUGGGUCACCCUUCUGAAGUGGAUGAGAUUUUCGACGCCAUCUCGUACAGCAAAGGAGCCUCUGUGAUCCGAAUGCUGCACAACUACAUUGGAGACGAGGAUUUUAGGAAAGGAAUGAAUGCAUAUCUGGUGAAGUUUCAACACAAAAAUGCAGCAACAGAGGAUCUAUGGGAGUGUCUGGAGCAGGCCAGUGGCAAACCCAUUGCUGCGGUGAUGAGCUCUUGGACCAAACAGAUGGGGUUUCCGAUCAUCGUAGUCGACCAGGAACAGCAAGGAGAAGAUCGUGUUUUAAAGAUCUCUCAGAAGAAAUUUUGUGCCAGUGGUCCGCAGAGUGAGGCUGUAGAGGGAGAGUGUCCGAACUGGAUGGUCCCGCUCAGUAUCUGCUCCAGUGAAGACCCCAAAUGCACCAAACUCAAGGUCCUGCUGGACAGACCCGAGACCACCAUCACUGUGAGCGAAGUGGGACCUGACCAGUGGAUCAAGAUAAACCCGGGCACAGUGGGCUUCUACAGGAUCCAGUACAGUUCAACGAUGUUGGAGAGUCUGCUCCCGGGGAUCAGGGACCUGAGUCUGCAGCCUGUGGACCGACUGGGGUUGCAGAAUGAUCUCUUCUCCUUGGCACGUGCAGGGAUGAUCAGCACAGUGGAGGUGUUGAAGCUGAUGGAGGCAUUUGUGAAUGAGCCAAACUACACGGUCUGGAGUGACCUGAGCUGUAACCUGGGCGUGCUCUCCUGUCUGCUCUCCCACACAGACUUCCAUGAGGAGAUCCAGGCCUUCAUCAGGGACCUCUUCACCCCCAUUGGCCAAAAGCUGGGCUGGGAAUGCAAACCUGGGGAAGGUCAUUUGGACGCUCUGUUGCGAGGCCUCGUCCUGGGUAAACUGGGGAAAGCGGGGCAUAAACCCACUUUAGAAGAAGCUCGUCGGAGGUUUAAAGAUCACGUGGAUGGGAAAUUGGUGCUGCCAGCAGACCUCAGGAGCCCGGUGUAUUUAACAGUGUUGAAACAUGGAGACAGUGCCACGUUGGAGACAAUGUUAAAGCUGCACAAACAGGCCGACAUGCAGGAGGAGAAGAACCGCAUUGAAAGAGUUUUAGGAGCCAUCUCAGCCCCAGACCUGAUCCAGAAAGUGCUAACCUUUGCCCUCUCGGAGGACGUGCGCCCCCAGGACACCGUGUCUGUGAUUGGGGGAGUGGCCGGUAGCAGUAAACAGGGACGGAAAGCUGCCUGGAAAUUUGUGAAGGACAACUGGGAAGAACUGUACAACCGCUACCAGGGAGGCUUCCUCAUAUCACGGCUCAUCAAGCUCACAGUUGAUGGGUUCGCAAUUGAUAAAAUGGCUACUGAAGUAAAGAGUUUCUUUGAGUCACACCCUGCUCCUUCGGCCGAGCGUACAGUUGAGCAGUGCUGUGAAAACAUCCUCCUGAACGCUGCGUGGCUCAAACGUGAUGCGGACGACAUCCACCAGUAUCUACUGCAGAGAAAGUCCGCUCCUUCGGAGCAAGAACCCAGGGCCACAGCGCUGCUUUAAGACUGAAACAAGCCAAGAAUCCAAGCGCCGCAAACACAGAGACUACUCUUUUUACAGAAGUGGCAUGACAGUGAACUGGGAAUGUAGUUUGGAAUGCUCCCUUCUGCCCUCUGACAGCAAAAACAACUUCUCUAAUACAACUACUUUGUCUCAUAUGCAUCAUUUCAUAAAUUUACAGUAUUAUAUCCUUAAAUUGGAAGCACCUGGGACAUUAGGACAGCAAUGAGUAAUUCUAAUCAUUGUAACUAAUUGUCCAAUGAUGUAAUCCUCAGCUAAUUAACCAACAGCCUUAUCACUAUCUCAACUAUAAAUGUAGGCCUUGUGCUAGAAAAUGUUUUAUCGAAAUGAUGGUGCCGUUAUAAUAUCGCAAAUCAUUGCGCCGUUAGUCAAAAUGGCACAAAGAAUGUACAUGAUUUUGAUGAAAAAAUAUGUUGAUAUUCUCUACCACGUGGUCAUCAAUCUAUAUAUUUUUACCUUAAUCUGGUUAUUAAAUUAAUUAAAAACAUAAGGCACAUUAAAUAAUAUAAGUAUUCAAUAGAAAUAAUAGUCUGACUAAUUGAAAUUGUCCACGACUAAUAAUCCUUAGCAGUCCUACUAUACAGCUCACGUUUGUCCAUUGGAAGUAAUUUAUCUCUUUCCCAAGCUUCUACCAAAUUGAAGUUGUGAGAGGUGAACUCUAUCUCAGCUACUUAAAAAACUUUACUUCAUUUUAUAACCACUAAUUUAUUGAUUUUUGCCUUAGCUUUCAUCCACUUCAUUCAUUCAUCUACUCAAUAUAUCUCAGAACUGUGGAUAUUACAAUACAAUCUUUUCAUGAAACACUUUUAUAUCCAGUAUUCCAACAUCUGCUGUGAUUGUGCAGAAUGGGGCCUUAUAUCAAGAACAUAUUUGUGAAUUCUAUAUUGCUAAUAAUCAAACGUUAGCACUUGGACAUAUAUUGCUAAUAAUCUACGGUUAGCACUUGGACGGCGGCGCUAGCAUGGUACUACAAUGAACUGUAAAAUGCAAACUUUUCUUUUUGCGGACAAUGUUCCUUCAAGACUAAAACCAUCAUCUUUCCCAAUUCAUCCACCUGGAAUUGUAUAGUCUGAAUCAGAAAUAUCAGCUUCCCUAAAUGAGAAAUGUUUUUACAAGAAAAAUGCAGUGAUUUAUUUAAACAAAUCCUAUUUACUUGUAAGAAAAACACUACGAAUCUUUUGGGGCCUUAACAUCGGCUACAAACGAGAACUUCAAGCCUUAAAUUGGUCGACUGGUUGUGAUCAUUAUAUUAAAAAAAUGGUGAAUAAAUAAUAAGUUGUAUCUGAUGUGAUGAAAUAUGCAGACUUGUUGAAAAUAUAGUUUAUAAGAUUUUAAAUGUGAGGUUUGAAACUUAAGCCUGACGAUGAGACUUCCCAGAUCAUUUUUUGUCAAUUUGUUUCUUUUUCUUUUGUUUAAACAGUUGGUGUUCAUUAAAGUGAAAAUGAAUUAUAAAA